AUGUAUGUUGUGGAUUAUAGUGAGGAGAAUGAGGGUUACCGUUGUUUCCAGCCCGACCCGGGCAUUGGUACUGCUGCGCUAGGUGCUUGUGAGGCUGCUGCUCUAGGUGCCAGUGCGUCUGUGCUCUCAGGUACUGGUGAGACUGCGCUCUCAGGUACUGCGUCGUCCUCGUCCUCCCUCACUUUCACACUUGACUCCGGAGCUUCUCGCUCCUUCUUUCGAGACCGCACUACCCUUACGCCGCUCGGCCGGCCGGUUGCGGUCUCCCUUGCUGACCCCUCUGGGGGUCCUGUCCUGUCUCACUUCUCCACUGUCCUCCCGUGUCCGGCUGCCCCUUCGGGCACCCUGUCGGGUCUGUACCUUCCCUCGUUCUCUACGAACUUGGUGAGUGGAGCGGACCUGCAGGAUGUGGGGGUUCACCAGUUCACUCCUGCGAGUCAGCGGGUGACCCACUGCACGGAGGCACGCACAGGCCGACACCUGGCCACGUUCUCGCGUCGGCCGGGGUCGAGUCUCUACACCCUGACCGUUGAGUCUCCUCCUGUCCCUGCGUCUGGUCAGGUGGCUGCGUCGGGUCAGGUGCUUGCUGCUGCGUCCCGGUCAGGUCCUGAGUCUGCCCCCUGUUCUUGUCGCCUCCUGUCUCACGAGACUCUCCUGUGGCACCACCGUCUUGGCCACCCCUCCUUGCCCCGUCUUCGGAGCAUGGCUUCCCGUGUCCUUGUCUCUGGUCUUCCCCAGUCUCUCCCUCCUCUCCCCUCCGGGCCAGGACCUUCCUGUGUCCCCUGUGUCGAGGGUCGCCUCCGGGCUACUCCUCACUCCUCCCACUUCCCCCCGACAGAGGCUCCCCUGCAGACGCUUCACAUGGAUGUGUGGGGCCCAGCCCCCGUCCGUGGGCAGGGAUACGAGCGCUACUUCCUGUUGGUGGUUGACGACUACUCGCGUUACACCACAGUCCUCCCCUUGCGCAGCAAGGGUGCGGUCACUGAGGUGCUGAUCGACUGGAUCCGCGAGGCUCGUCUCCAGCUCAGGAAGAGCUUCGGCUCGGACUUUCUUGUUAUGCGUCUGCACUCGGACAGAGGCGGAGAGUUCUCUUCUCGCCUCCUGCGGGACUACUGUCGUGCGCGGGGGAUCCGCCAGACCUUCACGCUUCCGGACUCACCACAGCAAAAUGGGAUUGCUGAGCGCCGCAUUGGCAUGGUCAUGGAUGUCGCUCGUACGUCCAUGAUGCAUGCGGCUGCCCCCAAUUUUCUGUGGUCGUUUGCGGUGAGGUACGCGGCGCAUCAGCUCAACCUUCACCCCCGGGUCUCUCGGCCUGCGAUGUCCCCAGCCUUGCUGUGGACGGGGAAGGUUGGCGAUGCGUCUGUGUUCCGUGUCUGGGGAUCUCGGGCGUUUGUCCGCGACUUGUCUGCGGACAAGCUGUCCCCUCGUGCUGCUCCCUGUGUCUUCCUUGGCUUCCCCACUGACGCCCCAGGGUGGCAGUUUUACCACCCCUCCUCUCGUCGUGUUCUGUCCUCCCAGGACGUCACGUUCGACGAGUCAGUCCCCUUCUACCGUCUCUUCCCCUACCGCACUCCUUCCCUUCCCCCUCCCCCGGACUUCCUUGUGCCGGUAGACGCCGUUGACCCGAUCGAGGUUACUGGUGACUCUGGUGCUGCUGCGGGUGCUGAGCCUGGGGGUGCUGACUCUGGGGGUGCUGUGCGCGGGGGUGCUGAGCCUGGGGGUGCUACUGCUGGGGGUGCUGGGCCUGAGGGUGCUACUGCGGAGGGUGCGGAGCCUGGGGGUGCUGAGCGGGGGGGUGCUGUGCGUGGAGGUGCUGGGUCUGGGGGUGCUGGGUCGGGAGCUGCUGAGCCUGGGGGUGCUGAGCUGGGAGCUGCUGAGCCUGGGGGUGCUGCGUCUGGAGCUGCUGAGCCUGGGGUUUCUCCUGCUCCUGCGUCUCGCCGGGAGCCCCUCUCUCCACAGGAGCUGCGCGAGUGGUUCGCUCGCCGCUGGAGGCGUGCUGCUGAGUCUGGAGGUGCUGCUGGAGCUGGAGCUGGAGCUUCUUCGACUGUCGAGGGUGCGGGUGCUGCCGGUCCCGGAGCUGCUGGACCUGCGGGUCCUCCUGGAGCUGGAGCUGCUGAGGGCGCUGGUGCUGAGCCUACUGCUGUUGGUCCUGCCGCUGGAGGUGUGGGUGGCGCUGGUGCUGUCGCUGAGGGUGCUGGUGCUGUCCCUGCUGAGUCUGGAGCUGCCGCGCGGCCUCGGCCGUACUUCGUUCCGCUCUUGCAGCAGGUUCUUGGUCUUUCUCCUCCAGUAGAGGGUCCACCGCCUGUCCAGUCGCAGUCCCUGCUGGAGCCUUCCUCUCCACUGCCUGCUCCCUCUCCUUACACUGGUCCUACUGGAGGUCUUGCUGAGCGUCGUGAGCCUGCGUCUCGUCCCGCGUCGCCUGUUCGUGCUGCUCGCGCUAGUGGUCGCAGUUCGCGUCAGCGUCCUCCUCCUGUCCCUGGCACGCACCGGAUGUCUCUGCGUCCGUCCACUGCUCCUCUGCGUGCCCCUUUGCCUUCUCCUCCUGAGUCCUCUCUUCCUGCGCUUGCCGACCCUGAGUCGGACUCUCUUCGUGCUGCCAGUCCUACUGUCACGCGUCUACUUGCUACUGUCGUCACUGACCCCUCUUUUGAGUCCACUGCUGCGUCUGCUCUAGUCGCUGAGCUCGUCGACUUUGCUGCUCGCUGUCGUCUCGACUACGCUGCUAGUCUUGUUGCUGAGUCUGCGUCUGUCUGUCCUCCGUCCGUCGGGGGUGAGUGUGCUCUUGGCACGGACGUCCUAGAGGACAGGCAGGAGGAGUUACAGUGUCUAGCGGCUGCUUCACCUCAUCUCGCGUCUGUCCUGCUUGCCCCUGAGGGAGACCCGGAUGCACUAGACAUCCCGACUCCGCGUUCUUACGCGGAGGCCGUAGAGGGUCCCUACUCCUCUCAGUGGCAGGCAGCUAUGGAUGCAGAGAUGGCCUCCUGGAAGUCCACAGGCACCUACGUUGACGCGGUUCCCCCUCCUGGGGCGAACAUCGUCAGUGGCAUGUGGAUCUUCAGGGUGAAGCGGCCGCCGGGCUCUCCACCUGUCUUCAAGGCGCGGUACGUUGCUCGUGGCUUCAGUCAGCGGCAGGGAGUUGACUACUUUCAUACCUUCUCUCCCACCCCGAAGAUGACCACUCUUCGGGUGCUGCUGCACAUAGCUGCUCAGCGCGACUACGAGCUUCACUCUCUCGACUUCAGCACUGCGUUCCUGCAGGGUAGCCUGCACGAGGAGAUCUGGCUGCGUCGUCCACCUGGCUUCACUGGGACUUUCCCUCCUGGCACCCAGUGGAGCCUCCGACGGCCAGUCUACGGUCUCCGCCAGGCACCGCGUGAGUGGCACGACACACUGAGGACUACGCUUGCGGCUCUUGGGUUUGCUCCUUCUACUGCUGACCCGUCGCUGUUUCUUCGCACCGACACUUCCCUGCCGCCGUUCUACAUCCUCGUGUACGUCGACGACUUGGUCUUUGCCACAGCGGACACUGCUGGACUCGCCUACGUGAAGUCCGAGCUGCUGAAGAGACACACGUGCACAGACCUGGGUGAACUGCGCAGCUACCUUGGCUUGCAGAUCACUCGGGACAGAGCACGCCGCACCAUUACCUUGACUCAGUCACACAUGGUGCAGCAGGUCCUUCAGCGCUUCGGCUUCACGUACUCCUCGCCUCAGGCCACUCCUCUGCCUACUCGCCACUCACUCUCAGCUCUGCCUUCGGAUGAGUCCGUAGAGUCGAGUGGUCCGUAUGCAGAGCUUGUUGGCUGCCUCAUGUACCUGAUGACCUGCACACGACCUGACCUUGCAUACCCUCUGAGCAUUCUUGCACGCUAUGUUGCUCCUGGGAGACACCGACCAGAGCACAUGGCUGCAGCGAAGAGGGUAUUGCGCUACCUGUGCAGUACGUCGGGCAUGGGGCUAGUGCUUGGAGGGCGCAGUCCAGUGGUCCUUACCGGCCUUGCGGACGCUUCUUGGGCUGACGACCAGGCUACGCAGCGGUCGUCACAGGGUUACACCUUCAGCCUUGGUUCCGGCUCUGUCUCGUGGCGGUCUACUCGCUCGUCUUCGGUUCUCGGCUCCAGUUGUGAGGCUGAGAUCUACGCCGGGGCCAUGGCUGCACAGGAGCUUCGCUGGCUCACCUACCUGCUGACUGACCUUGGAGAGCCGCCUCGUUCUCCUCCAGUGCUGUACGUAGACAACAAGGCCAUGCUGGCCUUGUGUCGAGAGCAGCGCUUGGAGCACAGAACGAAGCACAUUGCUCUCCGCUACUUCCUUGCUCGUGAGCUGCAGCAGCGUGGUCAGUUGCGACUUGCGUACGUGGCCUCUGAGGCCAACACCGCUGAUGUGUUCACCAAGGCACUCGCGCCUUGUGACCAUCAGCGCUUUUGCACCCAGCUGGGUCUUGUGCCUGUCUUGCCUCACUUGCUCUCCUCUUGA
Molecule: messenger RNA, 4476 nt
Organism: Closterium sp. NIES-65
Lineage: Eukaryota; Viridiplantae; Streptophyta; Zygnematophyceae; Desmidiales; Closteriaceae
Source: the annotation of a GenBank genome assembly